AUGUCAGAUACAACAUCAACUCAGGCAUCAGAAGAGACGCCAAAGGAAUAUGUUUCAGAAUGGGAAAGAAGAAGAUAUGUUCCAAAGGCUGGUGAACCAGCUUUGCCACCACAGCUCGCAGAAUACUCAAACAAAACCACGGAUGAAGUGAUCGAAGAGUUGAACCGUUUACCUUUUUUCAUGACUAAACUAGACGAAUCUGACGGUGAUGGUGGGGAAAAUAUUAAUUUGGAAGCAUUAAAAAGUUUAGCAUAUGAAGGGGAUCCAGAUGAAAUUGCUACCAAUUUCAAGAACCAAGGGAAUGAUUGUUACAAAUACAAGAAAUACAAGGAUGCUAUUAUUUACUACACCAAGGGUCUCGAGGUUGAUUGCCAAGUUCCUGCCAUUGACUCUGCCUUAUAUUUAAAUCGAGCUGCCUGUAAUUUGGAAUUGAAGAAUUAUAGACGCUGUAUUGAAGACUGUAAAAAGGUAUUGAUGAUUGAUGAAAAGAACAUAAAGGCAUGUUUCAGAUCAGGAAAGGCAUUCUUUGCGAUUGAAAAAUUCGAUGAAGCCAUUAAGAUCAUCGAAUACGGGUUAAGCGUGGAUCCAGAAAACAAAGAUUUACUUAAAUUGUUAAAAACUGUCAAAGACAAACAACAAUUACUUGCAGAUAUUGAAGCCAAGAAGAAGCAAGAAGAGGAACAACAACGUUUAGAGAAUAUUGUUUUAGAAAACUCAAUAAAGUUAAGACACAUUGAAAUAAUCAAAAGUUCGAGUCCUCCAGAUGCUUUGAAAGAAGCUAAAAUUCGUUUGGAAGAUCCAAAAGAUUACCAAUCUCAAUUGAUUUUCCCAGCCAUGAUUUUAUACCCGACUACAGAUGAGUUUGAUUUUAUUGGCGAAAUCAGUGAAUUGAGUACACCCUUGGAGUUACUAGAGAUUGUCUUGGAUAGACCAAGUGAGUGGUUUGCUGAUCCCAAACACAAGGACUUUAAUGUCAAGAAAUUGGAAUGCUUUAUGGAAACAGAGUCUGGUGGGUUAGUCAAAGUUGGUAAAAAACUCGAGGUUAACAAUGCCUUGAUGAACGAUAAACCAAAAGCACCAUUGUUUGAUAAUGCUUUGAGACUUUAUGUAGUUCCAAAACCAGACGUUGCUAAAUGGACAUCGGAAUGGAACAAAGAUUCCGCUUUGGCUGCACGUAAAUAG
Molecule: messenger RNA, 1182 nt
Organism: Candida tropicalis MYA-3404
Lineage: Eukaryota; Fungi; Ascomycota; Pichiomycetes; Serinales; Debaryomycetaceae
Gene: CNS1
Product: HSP70/90 family co-chaperone
Exons: 1
Coding region: 1-1182 (393 amino acids)
Biological process (GO): protein folding
Molecular function (GO): Hsp90 protein binding
Source: RefSeq, a predicted model, not a curated record